Molecule: messenger RNA, 1071 nt
Organism: Carassius carassius (crucian carp)
Lineage: Eukaryota; Metazoa; Chordata; Actinopteri; Cypriniformes; Cyprinidae
Exons: 4
Coding region: 1-627 (208 amino acids)
Source: RefSeq, a predicted model, not a curated record
AUGUCAGACAGUGGGCUACAGAGGACAGCAACAAAAAUUCAACAUUUGCGUCGAAGGAAAUUGUAUGAAGAGAAGAGAAAACGUUUGCAAGCAAUCAAGCUCUACAAUGAGCAGGUGCCAGAUGAGGAGCGCAUCGCUGAGGAGAAGGUGGUCAGCGUGGGGGGUGGAGACAGUGGGGCAGACAGUCUAAUAUGGCCAUGGGAAGUGCACAGCAGUGAAUCCAGCAACAUCCUUACCAAGAAGAAGAUUUUUGAUGCGUACAUGUCAAAAGUGCGGCUUGAAGAGGAAAGUAUCAUUGUGAUGAGGGAGAUGAGACAGCACUGCACCUACCUCAGAAAGCUGGCUGGGAACAUCAGGACAAUGACAUCAGAAAUGUCUUCUGGCAGAAACAGUGGUAGUAUAAGUGAAGAAGGUCAUCGCGGACUACUGUGUCUUCUUCAGAAAAGGCUUGCAGAUGUGGAGGAGGAGUUUCAAAUCAUAUGCUCAAGUUACAGCCAGGCUUUCGGACCAAAUGUGGCUUCUCUGCUGGAGGAUGGGCCUGAAGAGAUACUGGAGGACCAUGAAGAAUUUUAUUAUGAGAGUUCAGAUGACAGUGAAUUUGAAGCAAUGGAAAUUAGUGGUUCUUAACUGGUGGGAUGUGUUGAAGAAUGUGUGUCAGUUGUGAGUGGAUUGCAGGUGUGUUUCAAGAAAAACAACAAACUUUAUUUUGAAGUGUAUUGGAUGUUUGAUACAGUGCUUUUAUAUUUUUUUUAUGUGAUUUUCCAAAACUCAGCUUACAAACAGCAGGUUGGUUAAGUUCCCCUCCACCUCCAGUGUUUCACAGACUAUUUCUACAUGCAACUGUGGUGCUACAGCUUGUGAAUUACACCAGCCAUCUUGUCAACAUUAUGACCUUUAAUUUACAAAUGUUCAAAACCGUUCAAAAUCUAUUCUCCCUACAUUACAUACGUUAAAAAUCUAUGUUACAUAUUACGAUUUCACUAAUUUAAUGCUUUCAGAUUGUUUUAUACUGUACACUCCUGUAUAAUGUUAUUCACAGGUAUUUUGGUUACUUUAGGAGUGAACCAUUUA